Molecule: messenger RNA, 1079 nt
Organism: Physeter macrocephalus (sperm whale)
Lineage: Eukaryota; Metazoa; Chordata; Mammalia; Artiodactyla; Physeteridae
Product: DNA repair protein RAD51 homolog 1-like
Biological process (GO): mitotic recombination; DNA repair; DNA strand invasion
Cellular component (GO): condensed nuclear chromosome
Molecular function (GO): single-stranded DNA binding; ATP binding; ATP hydrolysis activity
Source: RefSeq, a predicted model, not a curated record
GUUACGCUGCAGGCGGAGUAUUGAACACUAAGUAAUGGCUAUGCAGAUGCAGCUUGAAGCAAAUGCAGAUACGUCAGUGGAAGAAGAGAGCUUUGGCCCACAACCUAUUUCUCGAUUAGAGCAAUGUGGCAUACAUGCCAAUGAUGUGAAUAAAUUGGAAGAAGCUGGAUUCCAUACUGUGGAGGCUGUUGCCUAUGCACCAAAGAAGGAGCUAAUAAAUAUUAAGGGGAUUAGUGAAGCCAAAGCUGAUAAAACUGGAGGAAUUGAGACUGGAUCCAUCACAGAGAUGUUUGGAGAAUUCCGAACCGGGAAGACCCAGAUCUGUCAUACGUUGGCUGUAACAUGCCAGCUUCCCAUUGACCAAGGUGGAGGUGAAGGAAAGGCCAUGUACAUUGACACCGAGGGUACCUUUAGACGACGGCUCCUAGCAGUGGCUGAGAGAUAUGGCCUCUCUGGCAGUGAUGUCCUGGAUAAUGUAGCAUAUGCUCGAGGGUUCAACACAGACCACCAGACCCAGCUCCUUUAUCAAGCAUCAGCCAUGAUGGUAGAGUCCAGGUAUGCACUGCUAAUUGUAGACAGUGCCACCGCCCUCUACAGAACAGACUAUUCGGGUCGAGGUGAGCUUUCAGCCAGGCAGAUGCACUUGGCCAGGUUUCUGCGGAUGCUUCUGCGACUUGCUGAUGAGUUUGGUGUAGCAAUGGUAAUCACCAACCAGGUGGUAGCCCAAGUGGAUGGAGCAGCCAUGUUUGCUGCAGAUCCUAAAAAACCUAUUGGAGGAAAUAUCAUUGCUCAUGCCUCAACAACAAGACUGUACCUGAGAAAAGGAAGAGGGGAAACCAGAAUCUGCAAAAUCUAUGACUCUCCUUGUCUUCCUGAAGCUGAAGCUAUGUUUGCCAUCAAUGCGGAUGGAGUAGGAGAUGCCAAGGACUGAAUCGUUGUUUUUUUUUCCUGUGAUAAACCUUAAGUGCUGCAGCCUAAUGGAGAGGACUGCUCCCUGAGGUUCUUCACAGGCCUCUUCCUGUUGUGACUGCCAGGAAAAGGCUUCCAGGAAAACAGCUAUUAUAUCGGCUUUUCUUAUG